Molecule: messenger RNA, 4473 nt
Organism: Helicoverpa armigera (cotton bollworm)
Lineage: Eukaryota; Metazoa; Arthropoda; Insecta; Lepidoptera; Noctuidae
Gene: ap
Product: LIM/homeobox protein Lhx2
Exons: 7
Coding region: 416-1480 (354 amino acids)
Biological process (GO): regulation of transcription by RNA polymerase II; neuron differentiation
Cellular component (GO): nucleus
Molecular function (GO): DNA-binding transcription factor activity, RNA polymerase II-specific; RNA polymerase II transcription regulatory region sequence-specific DNA binding
Source: RefSeq, a predicted model, not a curated record
ACCCCUCACUCGCGCGAAAACGAUUGAACUUGGCGAACGUGCUUCGUACCCUUUCGCCAAGGGUCGUGUGACCUGCAGAAAAUUCAAUAUUCAUGCAGCUUUUUUAUUCGAUAAUCGAAUGGAAGUUUUGUGCGGUUUUGUUAAGCUUUUGAUGGUACAUUAGUUUUUCGUUCGUGUUUUUUUAUACGUGUUCUUUGUGGUACUAUUGAGUAGUAAUUGUGAAAUUGUUUACUAACGGUUGUUUGUCAAUAAUCCUGAAGAAUCCCGUUUAGAAUCCAUACGGCAAAAAGUGGAUACAAACCUUGCUAUUAUGGCUGUUCCAAACGGCAAUUCUGAGAACAGUGCACAAGGAGAAUUGAACCUUGUUAUUUGAGACAGAGAGUUCAGUUCUGCUUGCAGAACGGAGCAGGAAGGCAUGUUGAAGGAACGAGAGAGUUCGGAAGACUCCCCCGCGGCGCCUGACGAGUGCGCGGGGUGCGGGGGGAGAAUACAAGACAGAUAUUACCUACUAGCAGUGGACCGACAGUGGCAUGGCACCUGCCUCCGCUGCUGCGAGUGCCGGCUGCCCCUCGACACGGAGCUCACAUGCUUCUCCAGAGACGGGAACAUUUACUGCAAGGAAGAUUAUUACAGAUUGUUCUGUGUCAAACGCUGUGCUCGCUGCGGCAACGGGAUCACAGCGAACGAGCUCGUGAUGAGGGCACGGGAUCUCGUCUACCACCUCACUUGCUUCACGUGUGUGGCUUGUGGCUCGCAGCUGUCUAAAGGCGAUGUCUUCGGUAUGCGGGAUGGGCUGGUAUACUGCCGACCCCAUUAUGAUAGUGCCUGCCUUGAUGAUUAUUGUGAUGAAGAUAUGACCAGCGUUUAUAGGUGUCAAGAUCUACACAGUGAAGGUGACUCACCGUCCCAGUACUACAACGGAGGGCCGAGCCAGAAAGGACGGCCCCGUAAGCGGAAACUCGCCCAAGGCUCUCCAGACGACAUGCAAGUCCAAACAAUGAGGAUGGCUAGCACAGCUCUAGAAAUACUUCACCGUGGCGAUCUAUCGUCUUCAAUGGAGUCCCUGGCUUAUGACUCGUCAGUGGCCUCUCCUGGCUCCGUCUCAAGCCACACGCAACGCACCAAACGCAUGCGCACCAGCUUCAAGCACCAUCAGCUUAGAACUAUGAAAUCUUACUUCGCUAUCAAUCAGAACCCUGACGCUAAAGAUCUUAAGCAGCUGGCUCAGAAGACUGGACUUUCUAAGCGAGUGUUACAAGUCUGGUUCCAAAACGCCCGAGCAAAGUGGCGCCGUAACAUGAUGCGGCAGGAAUCGAGCAAUGGCCCAGGCCACUCCAACGGGUCCAUCCUCCCAGGGUCGGGCCAACCUCCCAGUGUUGGGCCUAGCACCAUGCUGCUGUCAGAAUCCAUGCAGCCAAUGGACGAUAUGAGAGGUCACACUCCUCACCCACAUCCAAUGAGCUUUAACGAACUGUAUUGACAUUUGCACAAAGAUUUUGUUCACGCGGAUGCUUGAAGGAAACAUUCUGGGUUAGUUAUGUAUGUAGAUUAUUGUACAGAAGUUUGAUAAGAUGGGAUUGGAUGCAAUAUUUGAGGAUUGAAGCGAACACUCAGGGUUAGAUUUUGGUAAGGAAGAAAUUUUUUGUAUCAUGUAUGUUAUGAUGAGUUUUCCUAUGAUGAUCUUUUCAGUCGAGUGUAAUCUUUAUUUUAUGUAUAUUUUGUAAAGUUUGUGGCGUUCAGUUGACCCAACAUAUUACGUGUAUAAUUUAUAGACUACCGAUUAAUUAGACAUAACUUUAAGAUAAAAUAAUUUGUGUCUAUCCCAUAUAAGUCGGUUUAAUCACUAAAUAAGUUAGCAGUAGGUACCUUUAAAGAUAGUUCCUAAUAAAUAUUUUGUAUUACCUUUUCUAUUAAGAUGUUUAGGAGCCAUGAUAUACAGCGUACUCGCGAUAUAGUUAACAGUUUGUAAGAAAUAUCCUUUAGAUAAUUUUAAUACCUAAUUAUCAAGUGGUCUUUUGUUUUUUUUUUGUAGAUAUAUCUAUGAACAUGCUAUACAUAAACCAGGCUCGUCUAUUCACAGUAACUGAGGUCAAAAAUACGGUGUAUACAACCUACAGUUACCUACACAUUUUUUUCAAAAUUUUUGUUCAAUUUAUUUGCGUGCAAAAGGUUCACAAACCCACGACUAUUACCAGCUCAAACCCACCUAAGGUUCAUUAUAGCAAACUAUUGUGGAGAUUUGCCAGUCUUCUCAUAUGACACCCACAGCGUCAAUUUACAUCAAAUAUCUCAUAAAGAAAUAGGGAGGGGUCACGGAGGGCACUGCAAACAAUUGACUACUACCAGUGCGAAGGAUGUGUUAUAAAACCGAGUGACAGAUUUUUGUCGCUCGGAAUAUACAUAUACGGUCGGGUUUUAUACGCACGAUUAAAUAUCGUUAGUGUGAAAGCGCUGUAAUUGUAGCUUUCGCUAUAAAAUAUAAAUAUGGGUUUGUACAAAAUUGACAGUUUUUUUUUUUUUGUGGGACUUAUAAACUUCUUUUGGUUUUUUAAACUUAUAUUUUAUAUUCUUACCCCGACUUUAUACUUGUAAGUCGCUUCCGUAAAAAUUACGCAACAAAGCUUCGUAAGUUCUACGAAAUUACUAUAAGCGGCUUACGAAUGGAGUUUACAUUUGUAAAAUCGUAAGUUAAUGACAAAAGAUACUUAUAAGUGUAAAGGCGUUAAAGUUAUUAACCAUAGGUAGCCAAGUAAAGAAGUGAUACUAGUCAAAACUAGUAUAGUAAGUGUUUGUAGUUCUAGGAGCUAAUUACAGGAUUGAACUAUAAAAUAUAAUUAAUUAGUAUAAAUACAUAUUAUAAUAUAUGCCCAGUUUAAUUUAACUGUAUCUAGGUAUCUAGGAAGUAUGAUUAUAUUUUCAAUGUUAGUUUGUAAUAAUUGAAUAUCAUAUUAUAGUUAUUAUACGAAGUUUUUACAGUCCUAUAUUUGUACGGACAUAAAUGUAAUAUGUUGUUUUUUUUUAUAUAUAAUUGCCUACGAAUUAAGUAUAUUUAAGUGAAACACUUGUUUUUUACCCUAUUACAGAAAUUCUUUACUGAAUGUAUUUCUGAUGCAAUUUAACGAGGGCUCGUACAUACAUAGACAUAUGUUUUGUCACGCUCUGAAUGGAGAAGGCGUGAGGGUACUCUCAAAACUGUUGCUAUGCACUCAGCCUACAAUAAAAAUGCACGAAUCUCGAUAAAAAUUCAUAACACAACCAUUAAAUCUUUCAUUAAUAAAAAACUAGCUUCCGCGGUUUCCUCGAGAUAACUGCUCCCUGUAGACGGAUGGUGACAAAAACUAUUUUGUGUCCUUCUCCCGGGUCUUCAACGGUUCAGCCAUUCUUGAGUUAUAUGUAGUGUAACUAAUACGACUUUCCUUUAUGUAAUUAAAUCCCUACAUAUAUAAAACAGACACCUUCUGCAUUUCUUUUAUUGUAGCACAAUACACAUACCUAAUUUUACGAUACCAAGUACACAAUUAAAACCACGUAGCAACAGUUAGAAAGAGCAAUUUAAAAAAAACAAUACAACUGUAUACAAGAACUUCAUGAUCCCUUGAUUACAUGAACUGGCAAUAAAAAGUAUAAAGUCUAAUUAAAACACUCGUAACCCUUGAAUUGAAGCUUCCAUAAUAUAUUUCCCCAACUUCAUAUGUUUUAGAACUAUAAGUUGUAAAUUAUGAUAAUCAUGUAAACUAUUAUAUUACUUAGAUUUAAUCUACGUUAGUGUACAUUUAUAUUCCUGAUAUGUAUUAUUAUUUAGAACUGUAUAAAUAGUGAGUUUAUUGGUACCUACCUAUGUAGAUUUGUAUUAUAAGUUAGACGCCAGGCUGUAAGCUGGUACUUAUAAACUUAUCCUAACACCAAAUUGUAAUCAAUUAACUGGGAUCCUUAGACCCCAGUUAACCGACAGCGUAAACGUCAGUUUUCUAAAAAAACAAAUUUCUUCUAAGAAUUUUCUCUUUCUAUUGUCAAGUUGUUUUAAAAAGGACGUUCAUGCUGCUAGUGAACUUGGGCUCUAAAUGCACUGUAUACGAUUUAUCCACUAUCCCAUUUUCAACUGUCAAUUUUAUGUGUCUGUUAUUCUGUUAUUCGACUCACUCAUAUGUUCGAAUAUACAAAUGACCCGUUCGGCAAAUGUCGAUAUUAUUUUUAAAUGGAAAUUGACUUUUCGCCAUUCAAUUUAAAACUUGUUUGACUCAUCAAAUACGUCGAAUAAAUCGUGGCAAACAUUUACAAUCAAUUUUGUAACUGAUUGAGUGUAAACUGUUUUUUUUUUAUAUGUAAGUAUACAGUUAAAAGCUUGUAAAUUCUAUUAAGUUGCGUUUCAGUAGUUUUAAGUUAUAAGUUCUAGAUUUAGUACGUAGUUUUUAGUGUUAGAUAAACAUAUUUAUACACGAAAAUGAUUUAAUAUAUUGACAUCACUUAUAUGGG